AUGGCUCAGAGCGACCCGCUCGACGCGUACGGCUUCCUACAAGGUCUGCGCUGGAGCCCACCAGCCUACACCCAUCCGACGGGCGACGAUCGAGACGCCUUCCUCGCGAGCCUCUACGCCAGCCCGUGGGCUCGCACAUUCACCGUCCUUGCAUCCUCUUCGCCACCCGUUCUUGAGCUAUUCACCUCCAUCGGGCUCUGCCUUGGCGGCCAGGACACGCUGCCCCUCUUUGCCCGCUCGACGUACGGCGUCGCGGCGAUGAGCCAUGCCACCGCUUCCACCUCGACCUUCGCCUCCGCGGCAGAGAUGCGCUCGCGACAGCUUUACGACCACGCGCGGUCGUCGGUCUACUCGCUUCUUGGGCCAGGGCGCAGGGGUCAGCUAGCGCUUCGCCAGCGGUGCACGAUCGUCUCGGUCGCGGUCCUGGCCCUGCUGUUUGACGAGAUCGACCGCGGCGUCGCAGACGACAACCUUACGCUGUGGCGAGCCGCGACUGGCCUCGCGCUCGACAGCGACGAAGCAGAGGACCCGAAUGGCAGCGAUGGCCAGACGGACGCCGCCGAGCGCGACUGCUGGCAGGUUCUCUGCCGCAUCGUACUUUGGAAGGAAGUGCUCUACCGCGCCACCAGGGCGGACGGGCUCGAGGCGUCGUUGAAGCCGCUCUUUGCCAAGGUGCGGGCGUGGGAUCGUCAGGAUGCCAGCGGCGUCCCCGCCAGCUGCCAGCGAAGCGGGCUGACGGACAUGACGCCGUGGAGCACAGAUCUGCUCGAGAUCCUCGAGGAUGCGCGGCUGGGUCGGGAACGACGACACAUGAUGGCCCGACUGCGCAUCUGCCGACCUCCGGCCCCGUCUCGACGUCUGUGCCACCACGACAGCGACGAGACGCCGCGCAGCGCCGCGCUCAGGCGGCUCCUCUUUGACGUGGUGCGGCUGACGGUGCAGCAGUUGGUCCAAGGCCACCAGCCGCCGCACAGCGACGUCGAUUUUGCCUGCCUCGCCCUCGGGCUCGAGGGGUUCCGCCUCGCCACGACGCUGCAGCCCCUCGACCUGCUCAACCCUUCGCUCGAUUCGCAGUCGAUCAAGGUGCGGACGGCCGAUUUCGUCGAGAAGCCGCACCACUACUUCCACCUGCACCUCGCCCUGCCGUUCUUUGUCGCCGCGUCCCUCGUCCGUCGACGGCCGACGAGGGCUGCGCUGCUGGCGAGCUUGGACAGGCUGGCUGGGUCGGUGCAGACGCGACGGCGCGAUCGCAGAACGGGCCCAGAAGGCGGUAGCCUGCAUGCUUCCCUCGACCGGAAACGGGACAGUCUCGCGUGCACACAGCUGGUCCUCGAACAGAUGUGGGAGACGGCGGAUCAGGGCGAGGGGCAAGAGCACCUCGGUCUGCACGACUGGGCCAAGAUCCUGGAUUGCUGCGGUCUAUCGCGGGACAAACAGGUGCUCCUCUCCUGA
This is a messenger RNA of Pseudozyma flocculosa PF-1, 1452 nucleotides long. RefSeq lists its product as uncharacterized. NCBI's taxonomy places the organism in Eukaryota, Fungi, Basidiomycota, Ustilaginomycetes, Ustilaginales, Ustilaginaceae. The transcript is spliced from 3 exons. The coding region runs from base 1 to 1452 and encodes 483 amino acids. The record is from RefSeq and is a predicted model, not a curated record.